AAGCCCAGCUGCUGUCCUCACCUGCUCCCCAUCUUUGCUCUCACCAUGAGCUGCCGCAUACAGAGCUCCUCCGCCAGCUAUGGAGGUGGAUUCGGGGGUGGCUCUUGCCAGCUGGGAGGAGGCCGCAGUAUCUCUACCUGCUCAUCACGCUUUGUCUCUGGGGGAUCAGCUGGGGGCUACGGGGGCGGCAUGAGCUGUGGCUUCGGUGCAGGGGCUGGUAGUGGUUUUGGAGGAGGCUUCGGAGGGGGCUUUGGAGGUGGCCUUGGAGGUGGCUUUGGUGGGGGUUUUGGCGCUGGCUUUGGUGACUUUGGUGGCGGCGAUGGCGGCCUCCUCUCCGGCAACGAGAAGCUCACCAUGCAGAACCUCAACGACCGGCUGGCCUCCUACCUGGACAAGGUGCGCGCCCUGGAGGAGGCCAACGCCGACCUGGAGGUGAAGAUCCGGGACUGGUACCAGAAGCAGAGCCCCAGCAGCCCUGAGCGGGACUACAGCCACUUCUACAAGACCAUGGAGGACCUGCGGGACAAGAUCCUGGCGGCCACCAUCGACAACAACCGGGUUGUUCUGGAGAUCGACAAUGCCAGGCUGGCUGCGGAUGACUUUAGGCUCAAGUAUGAGAACGAGCUGGCCCUGCGCCAGAGCGUGGAGGCCGACACCAACGGCCUGCGCAGGGUGCUGGACGAGCUGACCCUGACCAAGACCGACCUGGAGAUGCAGAUCGAGAGCCUGAACGAGGAGCUGGCCUUCCUGAAGAAGAACCACGAGGAGGAGAUGAAGGAGUUCAGCAGCCAGCUGGCCGGCCAGGUCAACGUGGAGAUGGACGCGGCCCCGGGCGUGGACCUGACCCGCGUGCUGGCCGAGAUGAGGGAACAGUACGAGGCCAUGGCCGAGAAGAACCGCCGGGACGCCGAGGAAUGGUUCCACAGCAAGAGUGCAGAGCUGAACAAGGAGGUGUCUUCUAGUACCGCCAUGAUCCAGACCAGCAAGACAGAGAUCACAGAGCUCAGACGCACCCUCCAGGGCCUGGAGAUUGAGCUGCAGUCCCAGCUCAGCAUGAAAGCCGGGCUGGAGAGCUCGCUGGCGGAGAUGGAGUGCCGCUAUGCCAUGCAGCUGCAGCAGAUCCAGGGGCUCAUCGGCGGCAUCGAGGCCCAGCUGAGCGAGCUCCGCAGCGAGAUGGAGUGCCAGAACCAGGAGUACAGGAUGCUGCUGGACAUCAAGACGCGGCUGGAGCAGGAGAUCGCCACCUACCGCAGCCUGCUGGAGGGCCAGGACGCCAGGAUGGCUGGCUUACCCUCCUCAGGAGGAAGCACCAGUGUCACUGUCACCACUGCCUCCCCUCCCAGUCGCCGCAUUUCCGAACCCCGUAAGCCUUAAAUCCACCUGGCUUCCUCUCCCUCUGUCUUCAGCACCCAGAGGAGAGAGAUGACAGGUCCCUGCAGGAGAGAGGGAGGGACCGCAGGACGCUCAGGACACCGGCCCCCCGGCGCUCUCCCGAGGGCGGGCGCUCUGCGCUUCUCUCCCUGGGCACCUCCCCUUCUCCCUUAUCUGGUUACUCUGAUUUCUCAGCUUCUCUGCUAAAAAGAAAAGACGAUUCAAUAAAGUUUCCUGCCUU
Molecule: messenger RNA, 1612 nt
Organism: Panthera uncia (snow leopard)
Lineage: Eukaryota; Metazoa; Chordata; Mammalia; Carnivora; Felidae
Product: keratin, type I cytoskeletal 13
Exons: 8
Coding region: 46-1374 (442 amino acids)
Cellular component (GO): keratin filament
Molecular function (GO): structural molecule activity
Source: RefSeq, a predicted model, not a curated record